This is a messenger RNA of Exophiala spinifera, 1821 nucleotides long. RefSeq lists its product as uncharacterized. The coding region runs from base 1 to 1821 and encodes 606 amino acids. The transcript is spliced from 3 exons. The record is from RefSeq and is a predicted model, not a curated record. Gene Ontology annotation, molecular function: D-lactate dehydrogenase (cytochrome) activity; FAD binding; D-lactate dehydrogenase (NAD+) activity. Lineage: Eukaryota; Fungi; Ascomycota; Eurotiomycetes; Chaetothyriales; Herpotrichiellaceae. Gene Ontology annotation, cellular component: mitochondrion. Gene Ontology annotation, biological process: lactate catabolic process.
AUGUCCAGUUCAACUUACGGCGGGAAGGGCCCUGUUCCAGAUCUGGCCGACAGAUAUAGCGGUGUACCUUCACGGCUAUCACAAGAAGCCAUCGAGGCCAAGUCAAAGCUUUUCUCUCAGAAAACACUUCCUGACAGUGUAGCACGACGACGAAGUGCCCUACCCCCCGGGGUGUCGAAAGAGACUUUCCAAAAGGCGGUGGCUGAAUUGCAGAGCACCAUCGGCAAGGAGAAUGUUGAGCUCAACGACAAGCCACUCGUGGAUGGGUGGUACAUGGAACAUCCUAACACGCAUGAUGCUUAUCACAUUGUCGAACAAGAAGAGCUCAUAGCAAGUGCUAUAGUGUACCCUUGUGGCACCGAGGAGGUGCAAAAGGUUGUGCGAUGGGCAAAUCAAUACAAAAUCCCCGUCUAUCCAAUCUCGAUGGGCCGCAACAUCGGCUAUGGGGGUGCUGGUCCACGAAUUCCGGGUGCCGUGGUUAUCGAUCUGGGCCGACGUAUGAACAAGAUCCUCAAUAUCGAUGCGGACAAUGCGUCCUGUAUCGUCGAGCCAGGCGUAUCAUACUUUGCCCUUUACGAAGAGAUCCAACGACGGAAACUGCCUCUCUGGAUCGAUUGUCCCGACCUUGGGGGUGGCAGCGUUCUUGGUAAUGCUAUUGAUCGUGGAGUUGGGUACACACCAUAUGGUGAUCACUUUGCAAAUCACUGCGGCAUGGAACUCGUUCUACCAACCGGCGAGGUCCUCCGCACCGGCAUGGGAGCUAUGCCAGGCAAAGACGGAGCCGACAAUCCAACAUGGCAAUCUUUCCAGGCGGCAUAUGGCCCCUAUAUCGAUGGCAUCUUCUCCCAAUCCAACUAUGGAAUCAUUACGAAAAUGGGUUUUUGGCUCAUGCCCGAGACAGGCCACCAGAGCUACAUGAUUACCUUCCCACGCGAAGAAGACUUUGAGCAGAUUGUCGAGAUCAUUCGACCACUGGCCCAAAAACGUAUUCUCGGCAACAUUCCUCAACUACGACACGUCAUCCAAGAGCUUGCCGUUACGGGCAAGCCUCGUUCGCACUGGUACACAGGUCCUGGCCAGAUGCCACGUGAAGUGAUUCGGGAGAAAGCAUCAAAGCUACCUUGCGGGGACGUGUCGUGGGUCUUUUACGGCACACAGUAUGGCGACGAAGCGUCGAUUGCGUCACAACUCAAGCUCAUCAAGUCAGAAUUCGGUCGCAUCAAGGGUUCCAAGUUCCUCCUUCCCUCCGACGUUCCUUCCGACCACUACUUGCAUUCCCGGGUGGCCGUGUGCAGCGGCGUCCCCGUGCUCAAAGAACUCGACUGGCUGAACUGGCAGCCCAAUGCAGCCCAUUUGUUCUUCAGCCCCAUCUCGCCCACCAAGGGCCGCGACGCCAGCAUCAUCCACAAGAGCAUCUGCCGCCUUCAUACCAAGUAUGGCUUCGACGUAUUCCCUACAAUGUGUGUGGCUGGCCGCGAGAUGCAUUACAUCUCAAACAUUGUGUAUGACCGCGCAGACCCGGACGCCAAGCAACGUGCCACGAGCCUCAUGCGCGAAAUGAUCCGCGAGGCCGCCAGGGAAGGGUACGGCGAAUAUAGAACGCACUUGCUCUUUGCUGAUCAGGUUGCCGAGACGUACAGUUGGGGCGGAGGCGCGCUGAGGAAGUUCAAUGAGAAGGUGAAGGACGCUUUGGAUCCUAACUCCAUCCUCGCACCUGGCAGGAAUGGAAUCUGGGGGAAGAGGUUCAGAGGGAAGGGAUGGGAGAUCUUGGAUGGAGAUGGGAGAAAUAUUCUGAAGGAAGGCGUUAGUCCCAAACUGUGA